Messenger RNA from Penicillium brevicompactum, 831 nucleotides. RefSeq names its product phosphotransferase family protein. Bases 1 to 831 code for a protein of 276 amino acids. The record is from RefSeq and is a predicted model, not a curated record. The transcript has 4 exons. Lineage: Eukaryota; Fungi; Ascomycota; Eurotiomycetes; Eurotiales; Aspergillaceae.
AUGCAGAUGGAGGUUUUUCCAGAGCCCAGCUUCUUCAAGGAGAGCCGAGCCCCUGAUCUUCCUACGCCAGCAGAAGUCAGGGCUAUAAACAGGGCGUCGGGCAAUAUAUGCGCUACAAACUUCAAUCGCCCUCCCCCUGUUAUGAUCCCGUCCCUAUGUUUGGUGGUCAAGUACGGAGCCGAUGUUACCAUUGUCGAGCCUUCGUCUCAAAUGAUAGCACGCGAAAAAUUAAUAGGCAAAGUACCCAUGCCUGAGGCCUUCGGCUGGACUGAGGAUGGAGGUCAGAGGUUUAUUUAUGUGUCACUGAUCGAGGGUGAGACCUUGCAGGAGAGAUGGUGUGAUAUGAACGAUGAUGACAGACGAACCGUAUGUUUGGAACUCAAGCACAUGGUGAAGGCAUGGAGGGCUCUUAAGCAAGACAAGCACGACUUUUACAUUGGUAAUUUCGGGAAGCAACCGCUAAAAGAAGUCUUUCUCGAAUCCCAUCCAGAACUCGCUGGGCCAUUUCAAGGUGCCAACGCCGUUCAACGGUUUCAAGACACCUGUGGAAUUGAAAUCAAUGUCGAAGCGUCCAUCACGUUUACCCACAACGAUCUUGUCGCUGGGUGGUAUCCUGCGUACUGGGAAUAUUGCAAGGCGCGACGAGUAAGAGUUGAUCCAGAAUACUUUGAUGAUGCUGUUCAAGAGGAGUGGUACACAAAGUAUCUGCCAACGAUCCUCGAUCCAGAAGAUGACGAGACAUACUACUACCCCUGGCUUUGUCUAAUCAGCUUCUUGUCUGUGUCUAUCAACCAUGAUAUCCCCUUCGUUGUCCCAAAACGCAGUUUGUAG